AUGGUAACAAUUGGAUCUACAAUGCAAUAUGACCAACUACGAAACAAUCUCAGAGACACAUCUGAUUUAUACAAGCGUCCCCCCUUGCCUAAAACCCAGGAUUCGUCCAACUACCGUCUCAGAUACGCCUACAAAGACGACAACUACCAAUAUAAAACCUUCAACGAACCCUACAGACAUGCAAGAGACUCUGCAGAAAUGUCGAGGACCGAAAUCGAGAGACUGAAUUCAAUGUUGAAAACGGAAAGGACAAAAAACGACGAACUCAAAACGGAAAAUGAAAAACUAAAACGUGAUCUCGCACAAUGUCAAAACGAGUUAUCGCGGUUGAAAGAGUCGAGUCAUGACGACAAAUAUUAUUCUCAGCCUUAUUUAUUUUCGAAUGACAAGACCUACAGUCGUUAUGACUUAGGAUAUGCCGAAAAUAUUAAAAAUCAAAAAACAGACAAUUCCAGUCAGAAAAGAAGACUGAUGACUCCUCGCACUAUAACGGACUUGAAACUUGGAGAUAUCGUCAAGUUUGAACGACAAGACGGGAAGUUUGCCUGUGGAACAGUACGCUCAGUUUUUGGGAUUGUUUUCACAGCAAUGCAAGCCAUUGCCUAUGUCCUCACUGGAAUGUACGGAAACCCCGGAGAUAUUGGAUUUGGAGUGUGUGCUCUUAUAGUCCUCCAGUUGGUCAUGUCGGGGUUUUUUCUCACGUUGGUGGACGACCUUUUGCAGAAGGGAUACGGACUUGGGUCGGCGAUCUCGCUCUUUAUAGCCGCAAAUAUCUGCGAGACCAUAAUUUGGCAUGGUCUCAGUAUUACUACUCUAAAUACUGGAAAGGGUCAGAAUGUAUAAUAUAGUGCAGGGACGGAAUAUGAGGGGGCUUUGGUCGCAAUGGUCCACCUCCUUCUUACACGGACCAACAAAAUGAGGGCUCUCCGGGAAGCACUUUUUAGAUCAAAUCUUCCAAACGUGUCAAGUCUGUUGGCCACAGUUGUCGUUUUUUUAAUCGUGAUUUAUUUCCAGGUAUUAAAAUGUGUCGAUUUGUAGGGAUUUCGUAUUAAUUUGAUAUUGCAUUCCCGACGAUAUAGAGGGAACUGUGGAUCAUAUCCAAUAAAGUUGUUCUACACAUCCAAUAUGCCUGUGAUUCUCCAAAGUGCUCUUGUUUCCAAUUUGUUUAUGAUUUCUCAAUUAUUUUCCCGAACAGUCGACAAUUUCUUUACUCGACUGAUCGGGCAAUGGAUGGUUAAUUUAAUUUGUUUGAGGUUAGGUUGA
Octopus sinensis (East Asian common octopus) is the source of this 1263-nucleotide messenger RNA. RefSeq names its product protein transport protein Sec61 subunit alpha-like. The record is from RefSeq and is a predicted model, not a curated record. Gene Ontology annotation, biological process: SRP-dependent cotranslational protein targeting to membrane, translocation; post-translational protein targeting to membrane, translocation. The transcript is spliced from 4 exons. Lineage: Eukaryota; Metazoa; Mollusca; Cephalopoda; Octopoda; Octopodidae. Gene Ontology annotation, cellular component: Sec61 translocon complex; membrane. Gene Ontology annotation, molecular function: transmembrane protein transporter activity; ribosome binding; signal sequence receptor activity.